UUGCCUUAUCUUCUACCUUAAAUUUCCAAACCCAUUUUUCUUCAUUUCCAAACCAUUGAAAUCCUUGAGAUAUCAACUACAUCAUCUUCCUUUUCCUUCUGAAAAUUUUGAAUGCCAACAAGCAGGAUUCAUCCUCAAUUGUUGCCUUGAUUUUCGAUGAAGUAGAACCUUCAUCCCCUUCCUCUUGACUCAAACUCGUUCUUUCCUUUUCCUUCUUCUCUGUGCAGCAGACCCAGCCCUCACCAAAGCCACGAACACCACUUCUCAUGGUGGUUCUGCAACCCUAACCGGCGUCCCUCUUCUUGAUUCUAGCACUGGAUUCUCUGAAAUUUGUUUCGAUUGGGCAACAAUGUUCAUUGCAUUGCUUGAUUGUCAUGAGAAAACAGCCCCUGAACCGUCUUCUUUGUCUUCGACUUGAACAGCCUACUUCAUCAGAUUGUCAAAGAUACUAAACCAAAACAACAGCAGGUAAUCAUUAUGGAGAUCAAUAACAGCAAAAACAGCAGUACUGUAUUGUGGUUCUUCAAGGACAAAGGAUUUGAUGACAAAAGCAUCAAUGACAUGUUCAAAAGGUGCAAGCGGCUUGAAGGUUCGCAAAGAGAGAGGGCUUCCGAAAACUGGGCUUAUUUGAAAUCCAUUGGUAUCCAGGAGAGAAAACUUCCGUCCGUUGUUCUCAAAUGCCCGAAAAUUCUCACAUUCAGCGUGGAAGACACACUUGAACCUAUGGUUCAGUGUCUCAAAACUCUCGCUACAAAACAAGAAGAGGUUGCAAAUGCUAUUAUCAAAUUUCCCUACCUAUUUUCUCACAGUGCAGAAGGUAAGCUGUGUCCCAUCUUAGGUUUUUUUGAGGCCCUUGGGGUUUCCGAAAAGCAACUUGGCAAAAUGGUAUUGGUGAACCCUAGAAUCAUAAGCUACAGUAUAGAACCAAAACUUACUCAGUUUGUCGAUUUCCUCACCAAGUUAGGGCUUAAUGAAGAGGGUAUGAUAGGUAAAAUUUUAGUAAAGAACCCAUUUUUAAUGGGUUACAAUGUGGAGAAGAGACUGCAGCCUACUACAGAAUUUCUAAAGAAAAUCGGUCUGUCGAAAACAGAUCUUCAGAAAGUGGCUGUAAACUACCCUGAGGUUUUGUGUCGAGAUGUUAACAAAGUUCUUAAACCAAACUUCGAUUACUUAAGAACGUAUGGGUUUGGUGACAGGCAGAUAGCGGCUUUGGUAUCUGGUUACCCCCCUGUAUUGAUCAAAAGCAUAAAGAAUUCCUUGGAGCCAAAACUGAAGUUUCUGGUUCAAGUUAUGGGAAAAAGCAUUCAGGAUGUUGUAGAUUAUCCCGACUUUUUCCGACAUGGCCUGAAGAAGAGCUUGGAGUUGCGACAAAAAGUAUUGUCUCAAAGGAAUAUAGAUUGUAGCUUGAAUGAGAUGUUGUACUACAAUCGAAAGAAAUUCUGCUUGAAAUAUGGUACAACCUAGAAGAUCUGUAAGCUUUACAAACAUUUCUUCUUUGUUUUCAGUUCCUCAUAGUGUGUAAGCUUAAUUUCAGCUAUUUGUAGUUGUAGACUACUGUAAUAUGGCAUGCUAUAUCAACAUUGUGACUUUUCUCGGCAAACGAUUGUGCAUGAUCUAGUUUUAUACUUUACCUUAUGUCCUUCUGUAGGUAAAGUACAUUUGAGCUGUGAUAAAGUAAAAAUCGUUUGAAAGAAAUGAAACUUCUUGCUUGCCAAA
Molecule: messenger RNA, 1716 nt
Organism: Amaranthus tricolor (Joseph's coat)
Lineage: Eukaryota; Viridiplantae; Streptophyta; Magnoliopsida; Caryophyllales; Amaranthaceae
Product: transcription termination factor MTERF6, chloroplastic/mitochondrial-like
Exons: 3
Coding region: 478-1464 (328 amino acids)
Biological process (GO): regulation of DNA-templated transcription
Molecular function (GO): double-stranded DNA binding
Source: RefSeq, a predicted model, not a curated record